This is a messenger RNA of Trametes versicolor FP-101664 SS1, 867 nucleotides long. RefSeq lists its product as uncharacterized. The record is from RefSeq and is a predicted model, not a curated record. The coding region runs from base 1 to 867 and encodes 288 amino acids. The transcript is spliced from 4 exons. NCBI's taxonomy places the organism in Eukaryota, Fungi, Basidiomycota, Agaricomycetes, Polyporales, Polyporaceae.
AUGUUUUCACUAUCCCGUCUCCUCCUCGUCGCCUUCCUCGCCGCCCCGGCCGCGCUCGUUGCCGGCACUCCGAAUCCCGAGCCCGUCGCCCCCACGCGCGUCCACCGCUACGCCCCGGUCGAGGACACCAGCUCGGGUUACAACCCCACUGAGAUCGUCCCCCGCGCCCUCGCGCACAACCCCGUGGACGCGCGCGCGCUGACCAACGGCCAACGCCUCGCGCGCGGCCUCCCGCCGCGCAGCCCCGCGCAGAACACGCGUCGUCGUGCGCUCGCCGCGCGCCAGUCCCCCACGCCCUGCGUACUGGUCCAGGCGACUGGAACUAUCCAGGUCACGGACACCGCACAGGGGUCCGUCCUCGGAUGGGUGUCUAGCGCAGCGAACGGGUAUGGCGAGUAUGGCCUGACGGGAGACGUGUUGAGUGCACUUUCCGUUGUGCUCAACCUAUGCGACUCGAACAGCUCGCCCUUUGACAUCACGACCGCUAAUGGGCUGUCGGCUUACCCGUACUUCGGCGGUGUCGUUGGCUUCUCGAGCUCAGGUGAUGACCUCCAUUCAGGGUCAUUCAACUACGUCUACAUCGCGGGCACUUCUCAAGUCUCGCGCGGUCCUGCGCAGAGCGGCUCGAACGUAUUCACCGCUGCGUCGGGCACGCGCAAGGACAUCGAGUCUGCUGUGUGGACACUCAGCGGCACCAACGCGCUCGCGUUCAACUGGGUGAAUAACGAUGGAUCCACAGCCCCGGGCACCCUUGUGUAUGUUGCGAGCGCCAACGCGUUUGCAUACACGGGCGACCUCGCCGUAUUCCGCGUCCGAUUCAGCCCUGGGAACGCAGUGACGUUCACGUUCUUCGCCGAUCCCAUGUAA